This is a messenger RNA of Suillus subaureus, 222 nucleotides long. RefSeq lists its product as uncharacterized. The transcript has a single exon. NCBI's taxonomy places the organism in Eukaryota, Fungi, Basidiomycota, Agaricomycetes, Boletales, Suillaceae. Bases 1 to 222 code for a protein of 73 amino acids. The record is from RefSeq and is a predicted model, not a curated record.
AUGCACAAAAGCCUUGAAACCUGCUGGAAAAAGACAGAUCAAGAUGCACUUAUUGUUGCAAUUGUUGUGAAUCCAUAUGUGUGCAACAGUGCAUUUGACACUACUCAUGUUGCACUCACCCCAAAUGGGCUGUAUGCUGCCAUGAAGUGGCUGUAUAAGCAGUUCCACAAAGGUGCAGAGCCUGAUUGUGGCUUUUUGUCAUAUCCCAUAUGCCAGACAUAG